AGAACGUGUUUACUUGUUCAUAAAUAUAUAAAUUAUUUGUAACAUGUUUUUGUAAAAACUUUUUAAUUUAAUAAUACAAAUCGUGAUGCGCAGAUUUUAGGUAACAGCAUGAUCGCGAAGCAAGGUAGCGAUUGUAUCGUUACACUUCUUUCGUCUAAAACUGUACGUUUAAAAGGAGAAUAUUUACACAAUUACGUUUAAAUUUGAUUGUCAUAAAUAUGGAAGUAAUUAGAAGUGUAUGGAAAAAGCCCCUUUUGGUGUAUAAAGUCGGAUUACGGUCAUCUUUUAGAAAUAGUAACAGCAGUAGUUCAGCACCAAAGGUAACAAAAAGGGUAGAUGUUUCCAUUAAAGAUGACGAUUUACAGAUACCAAAUGCAGAAAUAGAUUUCAGUUCACAAAAUGAUACAACAUUUAAUGCUCUUGUUUCUACUGAAGAGUUAUUAGCGCAGAUAGGACUGGCAAGAGAAUUUGCAACUGAUAGCAAAGUUGAACACCCUUAUGUUGAUAAGUUAAAAAGGAUACAGAUGAUCUUAUUUGAUUUGAGUCAUGCUAUAUCAAAAUCAAUACCUGGGAAAUGCAAAUCAUUUGAAAGUAAACACAUUAGUGAUUUGGAAGAAUGGAUAGCAGAGUAUGCAAAUCAAUUACCUCCUCAAGAAACUUACAUUAUUCCGGGUGGUGGCAAAGCUUGUUCCACACUGCAUUCAGCUAAAGCAAUAUGUAGACGCGUAGAGAGAAAUGUUGCAACUUUGGUUCAAGAUGGUUCAGUAAAUAAAGAAGCACAAAUAUAUUUAAAUAAAUUACAAAACUUCCUAUUAACAACAUCGCGAAUUGCAGCCAAAUGUGAUCAACGUACAGAAAACAUAUAUAUUCCUAGAGGAGAAGUUGAAAAAAACGAAACAAAUUAAAAUAUAAGCUGUGUCAGAAGAAUCCAUAGAAUGCCAUUUUUCAAUAUCUUUUUUAGAUAAACGCUAGCAUUUGCAAACAGCCAAAAACUGUAUGGAGAAAUUCUACAGUAAUAUCUAUGUAUAUUGUUAUGCUUUGAAAAUAUAAACAUGUUGUAAAUAUUUUUUAAUCAA
This is a messenger RNA of Megachile rotundata (alfalfa leafcutting bee), 1076 nucleotides long. Its product is annotated as corrinoid adenosyltransferase MMAB. Gene Ontology annotation, molecular function: corrinoid adenosyltransferase activity. Lineage: Eukaryota; Metazoa; Arthropoda; Insecta; Hymenoptera; Megachilidae. The record is from RefSeq and is a predicted model, not a curated record.